Chelonus insularis is the source of this 2586-nucleotide messenger RNA. It is a transcript of the gene Cbp80, whose product is annotated as Nuclear cap-binding protein subunit 1. The transcript has 9 exons. Bases 1 to 2379 code for a protein of 792 amino acids. NCBI's taxonomy places the organism in Eukaryota, Metazoa, Arthropoda, Insecta, Hymenoptera, Braconidae. The record is from RefSeq and is a predicted model, not a curated record. Gene Ontology annotation, cellular component: nuclear cap binding complex; nucleus. Gene Ontology annotation, molecular function: protein binding; mRNA binding; RNA cap binding. Gene Ontology annotation, biological process: nuclear-transcribed mRNA catabolic process, nonsense-mediated decay; mRNA export from nucleus.
AUGAGCCGCAGAAGACAGCAUGAAGAAGAAGAUGGAUACGAUCGAAUCUACAAAAAACGUCGACGAGUAUCUGAAAAUCAAGAAAUUGAAGACAGACUUGAAUCUUUGAUACUUCGGGUUGGAGAAAAAUCUACAUCUUCUUUGGAGAGUAACUUAGAAGGUCUAGCAUCUGUUUUAGAAGCUGAUUUAGGGGUUUUCCGGAGUAAAAUAUUGCGAAUCCUUACUGACUGUGCUAUACGAAUGCCAGAAAAAUGCACAAUUUAUACAACUCUAGUAGGAUUAUUGAAUGCUAAGAAUUUUAAUUUUGGAGGAGAAUUCGUAGAGUACAUGGUAAAAAAUUUUAAAGAAUCUCUUAAAAGUUGUAAAUGGGAUGCAGCUAGAUAUUCACUACGAUUUUUAGCUGAUUUAGUUAACUGCCAUGUUUUAUCAUGUGGUUCUUUGAUGCAAUUAUUUGACAACAUGCUUGAUGCAGCUAAUGAAGACAGCGUUCCACAAGUGCGGCGUGAUUGGUAUGUAUAUGCUGUACUAUCAACUUUGCCAUGGGUUGGACGAGAAUUGUACGAAAAGAAAGAACAGGAAUUGGAUCACUUGAUGGUGACAAUAGAAAUAUUUUUAAAUAAAAGAAGCAAAAAACAUGCACCUGCUCUUAAAGUAUGGUCAAGUGAUACCCCACAUCCUCAAGAAGAAUAUCUUGAUUGUCUUUGGGCUCAAGUAAGAAAACUUAGGCAAGAUAAUUGGGCGGAAAAACAUAUCCCUCGCCCAUAUCUUGCAUUCGAUUCAAUAUUAUGUGAAGCAUUGCAUCACAAUUUACCAAUUUUAAUUCCUCCACCCCAUCAUGAUUCUUAUGUAUAUCCAUUGCCAACAACUGUAUUCAGAAUGUUUGAUUAUACUGAUUGUCCUGCUGAAGGGCCUUUACUACCUGGUAGUCAUGCCAUUGAACGAUUUCUGAUUGAGGAACAUCUUCGACAGAUUAUUGAUAAUUAUUUUUUUGAACGAAAAGAUUGCGCUGCCAAUUUACUGAACUUCCCAUAUAAAACUAAAAUUCCUCUUGAUUAUUGUAUUGUUGAAGUAAUUUUUGGAGAAUUAUUUAAAUUGCCAACUCCUAAAUAUUUAGAAAUUUGUUAUGGAUCUAUUUUGAUAGAACUUUGUAAAUUACAACCAUCAACAAUGCCUCAAGUUUUGGCUCAAGCUACAGAAAUACUUUUCCGCCGUAUAGACAGCAUGGCAGCAGCAUCAUUUGAUCGUUUUGUUUGGUGGUUUGCUUAUCAUUUAAGCAAUUUUCAAUUUAGAUGGUCAUGGGAAGAUUGGGAUUCAUGCUUACAACGGGAUAUGGAACAUCCACGGCCUAAAUUUAUUCGGGAAGUUUUAUUAAAAGCAUUAAGGUUAUCUUAUCAUCAAAGGAUAAGAGAUAUGAUGCCAGAAAGUUACGCGGAAUUAAUACCUGCUGUACCUGAACCAAUUUACAAAUACACAUCUGAAGGUGCAAGUUCACUGCCUGGCACAACUGCAGCUCAUGAACUGGUGGUGUCUAUUAGACGUAAAUGCACUACAGAAGAAGUUCUGAAAGUGUUGAAUACAUUACCAGGUCAAGGAGAAGGUGAAGAAUUAAACAGUAAUGCAUUGAAAAUUGAUGUCUUCGUUCAAACAUUGUUGAAUCUUGGAUCUAAAAGCUUUAGUCAUAGUUUUGCUGCAAUAAGUAAAUUCUACGAUGUCUUCAAAGUUCUUGCAGAUACAGAAGAAGCACAAAUAUGUAUUUUACGGAAUAUGUAUGCUUUAUGGAAAAAUCAUUAUCAAAUGAUGGUUGUCUUGACUGAUAAAUUUUUGAAAACUGCUAUUAUCGAAUGUAGUGCUAUAGCUAAUUGGAUAUUUUCUAAAGAAAUGGCAUCAGAAUUUACGAAAUUAUAUAUCUGGGAAAUUCUUCAUCUUACAAUUCGUAAAAAGAAUCAACAUGUGAUUAAAUUGUCGAAAGAAUUGGUUGAAACGAAAGAAAAAAUGAGACGAGCUGAAAGUAGAUCUGGCUCUUCCUCUGACGAAGAUGAAAAUAAAGAUAAGGAAGGAGAAAGACCCACGGAAGAAGCACUAGAACGAAUGGAAGAGCAGUUAGAGGCUGCACAAUCAGAUCAGAAGAAUUUAUUCCUUAUCAUUUUUCAACGUUUUAUAAUGAUAUUAUCUGAACAUUUAGUUCGUUGUGACACUGACGGCAUUGAUUAUAAUACUCAUUGGUACAAAUGGACGAUUGGAAGACUACAGCAAGUUUUUUUAUCGCAUCAUGAACAGGUGAUGAAGUAUUCAUCAACAUUAGAAACACUAUUGUUCACCCCGGACCUUGAUCCUCAUAUUUUGGAUGUAUUUCACCAAUUUACAUCAUUAAGAGCGUAAUUUUAAGAGCUUAUUAUUACAAUAUAAAUGACGAUUUAUUCGUAAUUCGGUUAUUUCAUUCAAUAAUUAUAUUUUUUGCGAACAUUAUAUUAAUUAUCAGUUUUAUCUCAAACUUUAUUUAUUAGGAUCAUAGAAAUAUUAAUCAGCACUUUUUUCAGUUACUAUGAUCUUAUUAUUAUACGUAAUUUUGUGUAUAAAUAUUUAAAG